AAUUUUUCUAACAGAAAAAUUCUUAAUUAAGUUUAUAUAUAGUUCUAUGGAUAAGCGAAAAGAUGCUCCAUAUGAUGGAAAAGAAGAUAAAAUGCUUAUGAAAAGAGUAAAGGUAGUCUCAGAUGAUGUUGUGAGUUCAAAAGAUAAGCAAAAUACGCUUAUUGAGAUGAUACCGAGAACAUCCGGAUUAAAAGCACCAAUUAUGCAAUUAACAGGACAUCAAGGAGAAGUUUUUUCAUGUAAAUUUGAUUUGAGUGGACGAUAUAUUGCUUCUGGAUCGUUUGAUCAGUUAAUUUUAUUAUGGAAUACAUAUGGUGACUGUUCAAAUUUUGGGCAAUUAAAAGGUCAUAAGCGUGCUAUUCUUGAUUUACAAUGGAGUCGUGACUCUCGAGUAAUUUAUUCAGCAAGUGCAGAUCAAACUGUAGGAACAUGGGAUUUAGAAACAGGUCAACGUUUACGAAAACAUACUGGACAUGAAGAUAUUAUUAAUUGUAUUGCAACUAUAAGGAGAGGUACAGAGUUUUUUGCUACAGGUAGUGAUGAUACAACUAUAUCGCUUUGGGAUGGAAGACAAAAAAAUGCUGUAGACUAUUUCGAUGCCGCUUAUGCUGUAACUGCUGUUGCUUUUAAUGAAGAUGGAAGUCAAUUAUUUUCAGGUGGAUUAGAUAACGAUAUUAAAGUCUGGGAUCUUCGAAAAAGAUCUAUUAUUUAUAAAAUUGUUGGUCAUGCCGAUACUAUCACUUCUUUACAAAUCUCUCCUGAUAAUAAUUAUCUUUUAUCAAAUGCAAUGGAUAAUACUGUUAGAAUAUUCGAUAUUCGUCCAUUCGUACCUUCAUCUAGACAAGUUAAAGUAUUAAAAGGCGCUCUUCAUGGUAUAGAAAAAAACUUAAUUCGGGCUUCUUGGAGUUACGAUGGAUUACGUGUCGCUGCUGGUUCAGCCGAUAGAACCGUCAUCAUAUGGGAUGUUUCUUCCGCAAAACUUACUUAUAAAUUACCCGGUCAUAAGGCUUCCGUCAAUGCUGUAGAUUUACAUCCCCAUGAACCUAUCAUCUUAUCUGCUUCUUCUGAUCGCUCUCUUUUUCUCGGUGAACUUGCUCAAUAAUCUUUCUCCCUCUUAUUUAUCUUAUAUUCUCCUAUCUUUUCCUU
Pneumocystis carinii B80 is the source of this 1146-nucleotide messenger RNA. RefSeq lists its product as hypothetical. The transcript is spliced from 6 exons. Gene Ontology annotation, molecular function: RNA binding; protein binding. The record is from RefSeq and is a predicted model, not a curated record. The coding region runs from base 47 to 1102 and encodes 351 amino acids. Gene Ontology annotation, cellular component: catalytic step 2 spliceosome. Lineage: Eukaryota; Fungi; Ascomycota; Pneumocystomycetes; Pneumocystales; Pneumocystaceae.